AUGGCAUCGACCCUCAGUCCAAAUACGCUAUCAGUCCAGAAUGGGCCCCCUCGAUCAUCACAUUCAUCAUCACCUUCACUUGGCGGUGAAACUUUACGGUCAAGAGCAGACUCAACUAUCUCUUGUGCAGAUACUGUUGUUAGGUCAAGAGCAAACUCAGCAGCUACCACCACCAAAGCUGUAUAUGAUGACGUCUCAGUGGAAGAUGCCUUAAAUCCGGAUGCUCGAAAUGAGGAUGAUUUCAUCGUGCAAGAUAAUAAGUUUGCCUUCUCACCCGGCCAGCUCAACAAGAUGCAAAAUCCGAAGUCCCUGGCUGCCUUUCAAGCGCUUGGUGGCUUACAUGGCCUGGAACGCGGCUUGCGGACAGAUUUGGCAGCUGGGUUGUCCAUAGAUGAGGGUCGCUUAGAAGGCACCAUGAGCUUCCAAGAGGCGACGUCUGGGAACGCCCACCCCAAACAACAAUUGUCCUCAAUCACAGAAACACCUGCAUCCGAGACCGACUCACAGUUCCAGGAUCGCAUACGCAUCUUCAGCCAAAACAGACUGCCUGCUCGUAAGUCGACUGGCUUUCUAAAGUUGCUUUGGCUUGCAUACAAUGAUAAAAUUAUUAUCUUGCUUACUAUCGCCGCUAUUGUAUCACUGUCUCUGGGUAUCUAUGAGACCGUCAGUGAAGGUUCAGGAGUCGACUGGGUCGAAGGAGUUGCUAUCUGUGUUGCGAUAUUGAUUGUCACCGUUGUCACAGCCGCCAACGACUGGCAGAAAGAAAGGCAAUUUGCCAAGUUGAACAAACGUAACAAUGACAGAGAAGUCAAAGCCGUCCGCUCGGGCAAGGUGUCUAUGAUUUCAAUCUAUGAUAUUACUGUUGGAGACGUUCUCCACCUUGAGCCCGGUGACUCUAUCCCUGCUGAUGGUGUGCUGAUAUCUGGUCACGGAAUCAAGUGUGACGAGUCUUCUGCCACUGGCGAGUCAGAUCAGAUGAAGAAAACCGAUGGAUAUGAAGCCUGGCGGCAAAUCACAAAUGGCACUGCUACGAAGAAACUCGACCCCUUUAUGAUUUCUGGCGGUAAGGUCCUUGAAGGUGUAGGGACCUUCCUAGUAACGAGCGUCGGACGAUACUCAACUUAUGGGCGCAUCCUGUUGUCGUUGCAGGAGAAUAAUGAUCCGACCCCUUUGCAAGUCAAGCUGGGAAGGCUUGCCAACUGGAUCGGCUGGCUGGGCUCUGGCGCUGCAAUCGUCCUGUUCUUCGCAUUGCUUUUUAGAUUCAUUGCUCAACUCCCGGAUAACCCUGGCUCUCCUGCGCACAAGGGAAAGGAAUUCGUAGAUAUUCUCAUCGUUGCUGUUACAGUUAUUGUCGUCGCCAUUCCUGAGGGUCUCCCACUGGCUGUAACUUUGGCACUAGCCUUUGCUACAACACGAAUGGUCAAAGAGAACAACCUUGUGCGCGUCUUUCGUGCUUGCGAGACGAUGGGAAAUGCCACAGUCAUUUGCUCCGACAAGACAGGGACUCUAACCCAAAAUAAAAUGACUGUGGUCGCCGGGACGCUGGGGCAAAAGAGCUUCGGACAAGAUGACAAUUCCAGCUCCUCGGUGACCGCAGCUGAGACUUUCAAGCAGUUUUCUUCCAGGAUGCGUGACCUGAUCGUCAAGAGCAUUGCAAUUAACUCGACCGCUUUUGAGGAGGAAAGGGAGGGCUCGAAAGAGUUCAUCGGGAGUAAAACCGAAGUAGCAUUGC
Messenger RNA from Aspergillus nomiae NRRL 13137, 1732 nucleotides. RefSeq names its product calcium-transporting ATPase 2. Gene Ontology annotation, biological process: intracellular calcium ion homeostasis. The annotation marks the transcript as partial. Lineage: Eukaryota; Fungi; Ascomycota; Eurotiomycetes; Eurotiales; Aspergillaceae. The transcript is spliced from 4 exons. Gene Ontology annotation, molecular function: ATP hydrolysis activity; ATP binding; P-type calcium transporter activity. The record is from RefSeq and is a predicted model, not a curated record. Gene Ontology annotation, cellular component: membrane; intracellular membrane-bounded organelle.